AUGGCGUCCACUACCACCGUCGCCGCAACGACGACGACGACGGCGUCGACGACGAGCAGUGUUGAUACGGCGACUAUAACAACAUUAGCCAUGUCGAGGGUCUAUACACCACCAGCUUCCUGCUCCAGCUCUUGGACCUACGAAGCAGAAGCUGCAAAUGACGUUCCGAACGGCCUAUUGAUGCAGAAUUGUGUAUCAGCCGACACGGGAUGUUUUCCUUCUGGAUUCUCUCACAAUGGGAGAGUGAUCGGAACAGACAUGGUUUAUAGCCCUGGGUGGUGUCCUAUGGGAUACACAUCCGCAGACAUGGUUAUUUCCCAGGCUGUAACGACCGCAGUAUGCUGCAUCUCGGGAUUCUCGUACUUCACUGAGCUAGAGUAUCAGGCACUCGGAACUCUCACAUAUGCUGGUUGUAUUAGCACUUUGCCGUCAUCAAGUUCCACGAUAGUGACCGUUCGCCAAACCGACAUAAGCACACAAGUCACUGGGCCGAUCACGAUGUGGGCGCAGCCUAUUCGAAUAGAAGUGCAAGCUACGGACGUCAGUCUCUUCGUUACCACAACAUCUACAUCCUCUUCUACUGCAAGCACCACGGUCGCCGAGCCUGCCUCAACAAAUUCCAUCGUCUCCCCAACAUCCACUGCGACAGAGUCUUCUUCAGCCGAAAACGCCAGCAACGGCCUAUCUACCGGAGCUGAAGUUGGUAUUGGCGUGGGUGUAGGUGUCGGCGCCCUCUGUCUCCUGAUCGGAAUUGCCUUUUUGAUCCUGCGGCACUAUAAACUGAAAAGAAAGGCACGUAUUGCGAAUGCUCAGUACCCAUAUUAUUAUGGGGGUGAGCUCGUUACACCCAAAAAAGCCAGACAAUCGGGCCCGUCCGAGCUGCCUACGACUGCCGAGAAUGGAAAUCAUACCAAUAUCCACGAACUUUAUGCUUAG
Molecule: messenger RNA, 936 nt
Organism: Aspergillus niger
Lineage: Eukaryota; Fungi; Ascomycota; Eurotiomycetes; Eurotiales; Aspergillaceae
Exons: 2
Coding region: 1-936 (311 amino acids)
Source: RefSeq, a predicted model, not a curated record